UCUGCCGAAGUUGCGCAUUGUCUCCGCUUUCAGUACAAUGAGAACUCAAACAGCUGAUAAGUGUCAAAGUAACAAGACCAUUUCUAUUAAUACUACGUUAUUUUUAAUUAAUAAUCGUUAUAAAAGUUAUCGUUUAAUACGAUUCUGUGAUGUUGCUAUUGUGGUGAAAUGAAACUCGAGAGAGGUGUUCGACAAGAAAUGUGAUGUGAUUGGGAAUCGUAUCAAGCGGCAGAAGAUAAGAAGCCCUAGUCAAACAAUAUGGACUUGUAAAAUAGAAGCAACCAGACAAAUAUGAGUAUUGUUAUAUUAUUGAGUGCAAGUAACAUUACCAUUGAUAAUUUCGUCGAAGAUAUUAUCUGAGAAAUGCAAGAUGGGUCUUCAGGACGUAGUCUCAUGGUACCAAAAAAAGAUUGGCACUUACGACAAGCAACAAUGGGAGAGGACGGUUGAGCAAAGAAUUUUGGAUGGAAUUACUCAUGUGCCAAUGAAAUCGGCCAGAAUCAAAACUGAAUUGAUUGAUGUGGAUUUAGUUAGAGGGUCGUCGUUUCCAAAAGCAAAACCAAAACAUGGUCUAGUAACAGUUGCUCGUUUGGCAAUUUUGCGACUAAUUUUAUUACCAAUUUAUUCCAAAUGGUGGGUUCAGCAAACAUCGGCCAGAAUUUUUGGCUUAUUAUUGGCUUUGUAUGGUCUACAGUGUGUCAACUUGGCCGUUUACACAUACCAUAAUGAGAAAAAUAUCGAGGAUGAACAUGAGAAAGUUACAAUUUCGGAGAUAAUUGUACCAAUUGCAAUGAUGUUGCUUCUAAGUAUCAUACAUACGCAAAUAGUUUCUACAAAUCCCGGGCCGAUAAAAUCUCCUCCCAAAAGACUGAGACGUAAUACUAGAAAAAGGCGGAAACCAUCAUUUGCAAGAUCUCGGAACCAGUCCGAAAGCAAACUCAGUGAUCACCAAGGUUCCACAACUAAUCUCAAAAAUAUAGAAAGCGACAAGUACUUCCAAAGAACCAGAGUCAGAAUUACCCAAAGUGAUACCAAAGACUCUUCUAUCAGACGAAGAGUUGUAGCCUGGGAAAGUCCAGUUCAUGUGACUACAACCUUGUCAAUUGAGACCAAUAAACAGUCUUCCAAAAAUAAUGAGAUGAUAGAUGCAGAUGCUUUAGAAUUAAGGAGUUCCGAGGAAUUUAUUUCUGCAGAAGUUACCGACAGUUUGAUCAAGAAUGAUAGGGAAACUUUGAAGUUGGUCAGUUCUGUUUUGAAACCUGGGACGAGUUCUGGUGCUGCUGGUGGAAAUCAAGAAUUUGAUAAUCCGGAGCCGACGACCCCUUUAGACGACGACGGGUUCGAAAGUUUAAACGGUAACGGUUCAAGUGAAAAUGGUGAAGACGUAUCUCAACGUGGAAACAGUGAAGAACCAAAUUUUGAAUCUGACCAAUCGACACCAGGCAAAAAGUCUUCUGAAAAUGAACACGCACCAGGAACCAAAUAUUUUGAUGCUGAGAUUGAGAACGCCAUCGGCUGUUUAAAUGUUAAGACAAAAUUUACGACGACGACGUCGUCGGAUAAUAAAGACUGUGAUAAUAAUGGACCGAUUUCUAUAAAUUAUUCUGUGGGAAAUGAUGAAGUGCAGAAAGUUAGAGAAAAUAAUUCCAGAUAUGAUACUGAUAUAAGGAAAGCCUGGGUGCAUGAAGUUUUGGAAAAUAGAAGUCCAGCAUCAGUUAUGUUGGAGAAACCUAUUUUAAAUAACAGUGAUACCGAUACAGACACUUUGGAAACUUUGAUGAACUCCAAUUCUUCUUUGUUGAGGAGAAGAGGUUCGCACCAGAGACGAACAGCAGGUGAAGAUUCCACGUUUCGGCCCUUGUCUGGAAAUUCUAACUGUUCCACAAAUGCUGAGAGUAUCAGAAUAAAUCACAGGGAAUCCAGUGGUGAUACCGAGGAAGAAGGAGAUUGUGAUACUGUUUCUACUCCUGGAACCGUCGGUUCAUGUUGUCCUCAUCUUAAUGAUACUCCGCCGUCAGUCAACGAAUGGAUCGGAGUCACUACAAAUAGUGAGGAGUGCAGUUAUAGUUCAGAAUUGGAAGAGACUGAUUCGCAAUACGAGCACAGUAAUGCUGAUCUUGUGGACCAUCCUUUUGCUUGGGAAUUCGGGUCAAAUACUGUUCUUAGUCCAAGUUGUGCCGCUUCCGACAGAGUUAGUUGUACAGUUUGGGACCAUCGCGAAAUUAAAAAGGCAGACCUAUCAGUCUUAGAUAUAAGUUCUACCAUCAUAGCCCGCGUGGAAGGAAUGCCUGAAACUUGUGAUUAUUUUUAUGGAGGAGUUGCCUUGUCUAUUUUGUUGGCCCUGAUACCGGCAGUUUGCAGACUUUGCAGAUUUACCAUCGAUCACAAUCAUGCUGAUGAUCAUUUGUCUGUUCUGGAUCUUUUGUCUUUGGUGUCGGAAAAAAUGUCUGGAUCUUUUGUGACGUUGAUUGAUAUGGCUUUUGGACAAAAUUUAACGACACGGAUGAUUCUCAUCAUCAGUUUAACACAAAGGAUAAUACUGUCCUGUUUAUUUUUCUUUUUGUUGGCGGUUGCUGAACGUGUUUUCAAACAGCGUUUCCUGUAUGCAAAACUGUUUUCACACCUGACGUCAUCUCGUCGAGCGCGAAAAUCUGAAUUACCACAUUUUAGACUUAAUAAAGUCAGAAAUAUCAAGACGUGGUUGUCUGUUCGAUCAUACUUGAAAAAAAGGGGACCUCAAAGAUCAGUAGAUGUCAUUGUAUCAGCUGCUUGUCUCAUAACAUUAUUGUUGUUAUCAUUUUUAAGUGUAGAAUUGCUUCGGGAUUCCGUGCAUCUUCAUUCACAAUGCAACGUGGAAGCUUUUGCAUGGUCACUUGCAUUAGGGAUGUUUUUGCUGAGAUUUAUAACACUUGGAACCAAAAUAAAUCAAAAAUACAGAAAUCUCUCUGUACUGAUCACAGAACAAAUAAAUUUGUAUCUACAGAUCGAACAGAAGCCAAAUAAAAAGGAGGAACUGAUGGUUGCUAAUAGUGUUCUCAAACUGGCUGCUGAUCUUCUUAAGGAAUUGGAGUCUCCUUUCAAAAUAUCCGGUCUAUCAGCAAAUCCAAUUCUAUAUACAAUAACAAAAGUGGUGAUUUUAUCAGCAUUAUCAGGUAUUCUUAGUGAAAUGCUCGGAUUCAAACUAAAACUGCACAAAAUUAAAAUAAAAUAGUUACUG
Messenger RNA from Ctenocephalides felis (cat flea), 3217 nucleotides. RefSeq names its product putative homeodomain transcription factor. The coding region runs from base 371 to 3211 and encodes 946 amino acids. Gene Ontology annotation, cellular component: endoplasmic reticulum. NCBI's taxonomy places the organism in Eukaryota, Metazoa, Arthropoda, Insecta, Siphonaptera, Pulicidae. The transcript has 15 exons. The record is from RefSeq and is a predicted model, not a curated record.